This is a messenger RNA of Ostertagia ostertagi, 453 nucleotides long. Lineage: Eukaryota; Metazoa; Nematoda; Chromadorea; Rhabditida; Trichostrongylidae. The record is from the annotation of a GenBank genome assembly.
GAAGAACCGAUCGAUGAAAGUGUAACUGAGUUCUAUAGCGGCGAGUGGAAAAACGACUCGCGUAGCGGAUUUGGCGUCUGUGAGCGAUCGGACGGAUUGCGAUAUCAGGGCGAAUGGGCGAACAACACGAAAAACGGCUAUGGCGCGACGACGUUGAGAGACGGAACUCGCGAAGAAGGCAAGUACAAGAACAAUGUGCUGGUGGUGUCAAGCCGACGGAAAGGCAUGUUGUUCGUGCGAAGCAGUAAACUGAAGGAACGAGUCGAAGCUGCCGUAGAGACGGCGAAUCGAGCCGCCAGUAUUGCACAGCAAAAGGCGGACAUUGCCGUUUCGCGUACAUCAACGGCUAAGGAGCGGGCCGAGCAAGCAAUGUUCGUGGCCAAACAGGCUCGAGACGAUGCCGAGAUGGCCAGAAUGGAAGCCGAACGUUUCGAUCCCAACUUCAAGCCCCAG